AUGUCCAUAUGUGGGUUCUCGUCAUGGCCUUCUUCCAUAAUCACUAUUAAUGUACUAGCAGCGGCAUCCCUCCACUCAACUGGGCGCUCACUCCUUAAAGCAUGCGCUCAAGGAUCGCUCUCCAGUGUGAAAGCCUACGCUCCACAGCUGUACAACAACGCAGGCAUCGACAAAAGGGCCAUCCCGCCCCUGAGCCUUGCUAUAGCAACCGCCGCCGAGAACGGCCAUUCCAAUAUUCUCCGCUACGUUUUCACUAAUAUCCCGCAGUGCCAACAAUCGGUCCAUGGGCCGUGGAAUCCGAAGAAUGAUAUCCAAGCACAUGAGCUUCCCGAAGAAUGGGGGUCAGCCGCGCUCCCAGACCUCGUCGUCCUGCGCACGAUAAAGGGAUCUAAACCAGCUGUCUUCCAGACACUCAUGGACUUCGGUCUGUGCGUCCACCAUCCAAUGGACAAAAUUGGGUCUCCUCUCACAGUCGCAAUUCAGCGACAAGAUGUAGAGAUGGUACGGUUCCUGCUAAGCAAGGGUGCUGACGCGAACGAUCAGUACUGGAUCCCCAACGAGACUGUCCUGGCGCGCGCUGCAUCACUUCCUUCGUUGGAAAUCAUGACCCUCCUCCUCGAAUAUGGUGCAAACGUCCAGACUUCACAGGCCCUCAUGGGUUCCGCGGAGAGCGGCCGCAUCGAUACCGCCACCAUACUGCUCGAACACGGUGCCGACGUCAACGAGGUCUUCCGACAUAACCUGUGGGAUGAUGACGCCACGAGAGACACGGUUGGUACAGCGCUGCAUGUUGCAGUCCAGCACGACCAAGGAGACUUUGUCCGAUUUUUAUUGCAGCGAGGUGCGCGAACGGAUCUGGCAGACGGAGAAGGGUUCACUCCUUGUCAACUUGCCCAGGCGCAGGAGAAGGCAGAGAUGGUAAAAUUAUUUUGA
This is a messenger RNA of Aspergillus versicolor CBS 583.65, 933 nucleotides long. RefSeq names its product ankyrin repeat domain-containing protein. The coding region runs from base 1 to 933 and encodes 310 amino acids. The record is from RefSeq and is a predicted model, not a curated record. Gene Ontology annotation, molecular function: protein binding. NCBI's taxonomy places the organism in Eukaryota, Fungi, Ascomycota, Eurotiomycetes, Eurotiales, Aspergillaceae. The transcript has a single exon.